This is a messenger RNA of Ailuropoda melanoleuca (giant panda), 7380 nucleotides long. RefSeq names its product cytochrome c oxidase assembly factor COX18 (gene COX18). Gene Ontology annotation, molecular function: membrane insertase activity. NCBI's taxonomy places the organism in Eukaryota, Metazoa, Chordata, Mammalia, Carnivora, Ursidae. The transcript is spliced from 6 exons. Gene Ontology annotation, cellular component: mitochondrial inner membrane. Gene Ontology annotation, biological process: protein insertion into mitochondrial inner membrane from matrix; mitochondrial respiratory chain complex IV assembly. The coding region runs from base 181 to 1194 and encodes 337 amino acids. The record is from RefSeq and is a predicted model, not a curated record.
GUCAUUACCAGCGCGACGCAAGACGUCACUGCCUUGACUGGGAAGGUCAAUAGUUCCUGAGGGAGGGCGCGCACCCAUUUUUCGCCUGGGGUUGCCGGCGCGUGCUUGUGGCGUCCCAGGCGGAGCGGAGCCCGACGCUAAUCUGUGAGGUCCGUGUUUUGGCUCAGCCCUGGCGCCGACAUGCUGUCCCGUCUGGGCCGUAGGUGGCUGCGGCCGCUGCCUCUAGUGCAGCUCGGGGCCCGGGACCCGCUGCUUGCGCCAUCCUCAACGGACGGCAUUAAGAACCCUGCUCUGCCGGUGUGGGCGGUGGCGUCAGUCUCUGCAGUCGGCUCCAGCGGCCCUGGCAGCUGGUACGAGGCCCUGGCCACAUCGGCGCCGGUGCGGGGCGCGGAGGACGUGCUGCUCGGCGUGCACACAGCCACAGGUCUACCUUGGUGGGCCUGCAUCGGUCUCACCACCGUGGCCCUCCGCGGUGGGGUCACGCUACCCCUGGCUGCCUACCAACACUACAUCCUGGCCAAGGUGGAAAAUUUACAGCCAGAAAUAAAAAACAUUGCAAGGCAUCUUAACCAAGAAGUUGCAGUUCUUGCAAAUCAGUUGAGGUGGUCCAAAAGAGUUGCCAGGCUCACUUAUCUAAAGAAUAUGCGGAGGCUUGUUUCAGAGCUGUAUGUUCGGGAUAACUGCCAUCCUUUCAAAGCCACUGUAUUGGUCUGGAUUCAGUUUCCAAUGUGGAUCUUCAUGUCUGUUGCUCUCCGGAAUUUUAGCACAGGGGCAACACAUUCAGAAGCAGGGUUUUCUGUUCAGGAACAGUUAGCUACUGAUGGAAUCCUGUGGUUUCCUGACCUCACUGCACUGGAUUCUACUUGGAUCCUGCCUAUUUCCAUUGGUAUCGUCAAUUUAUUAAUAGUGGAGAUUUUUGCUCUGCAAAAAAUUGGAAUGUCUCGUUUUCAGACAUAUAUUACAUACUUUGUUCGUGUGGUAUCAGUGUUGAUGAUUCCAGUUGCUGCAACAGUACCUUCAUCGAUUGGGCUCUACUGGUUAUGCUCCAGCCUCAUGGGCCUUUCACAGAACUUGCUGCUGCGCUCUCCUAGGUUUCGUCAACUUUGCCGAAUACCGUUGACCAAGUCCGAUUCAGACACUCCUUAUAAGGACCUCUUUGCUGCCUUUUAUGCCAAGUUCAUUUCAAGAAAAUGAAUGCUUUCCAUUAAUUUUGAAACAGUUGCAAGUGUCACUAUCACAAUAUAUUUAGGUUUGGAAAUUCAGAUGUGAUUUCAUUUGGCUUUAUUUAAAACCAUGAAUUGUGUGAAGUACUGUAGGUUAAGAUAUAAUCCAAAUAUAUUUGACAAUACUUAAAAUCCUUUAAGUGCUAGAAAUGUAUGUUUAAUUAUAUCCUAAAAAUACAAAAGUAGAAUCAAAGCGCCUGGUUCUGCUUAUAAAAUUACGACUUGCUAGAGGUGCCAGAACGUUGGAAAACAGAUUAGAUACUGAAUGAUGUUGAAUUAUACUGACCAGUCUCAUACAUUAAAGUUUUAUAAAGAGAAUACAGUGAGGUGAUUCCUAAAAUUUUGGAGGUGUGGAGGAUCAUAGACCCGUUUGCACAUCUGCUAAGGCUAUGGUUUUCUUUUCAGAAAAAUCCUGGGACUCAGGACAUGGGGGCCUUUGUUGAUGAGCCUCCCUUCCCCCACCCUGAGGCUUUCUGGUAAUUCCUGGUUGAGAAAUCUUAUUCUAAUGGCACACACAAUGAUGAUGAGUUAAUGUGUGACUUUUAAAAAAUGGACUUCAGAUACAUGCAAUAGAGUAGUCCUUUCAAGAAAGUACCUAAUAUGGUAGGUGAUGUUGCCUUUCAACCCUGCUCUGAAGGAAUACAAGAAAGGUACAUUCCUUUUUCUAUAUCUUAAGAAGACUGGACUAGAGUAUAGCACUAAGUACUGCUAGAACCCAAAGUGGAAAAUACUAAGCAUUAAGUUUGUUUCGUCAAAGGAAGAAAACCUGAAGGGCAGCUAUCUAUUAUGGAGGUGAUUUUAUAAACUUCUUUAUUUGGAAGGGUUAAGUAUGCUAAUGGGUUUAGACUAUGGAAGAUGGAAAAAUUAACAGGUAAUAUAAAUUGUGGAUAUAGUUUUUUGCUUGUUUGAUUUGAAAGGAUGAUAAAACUAAUUGUGGUUGGGAAAUUUGUGAAUAAAUUUGACAGUGAUUUGAAAAGAUUAUAAAUUACAAGUUUUCAUUGGGUUGUAUGAGAAGCCCUGUAUCCUAUCUAGUGUUUUACAAUAAAACCAAAACUAAAGCAGAAUUAGUCAUUUUUUGAGUAAUAUCUAUUAAAUCUUAGCCAUUUUGGUUGUCACCUCAGCAAGAAUUUAGAGGUAGCUGUUGGGACCUGGUUCUCUUUUCCUGACUUCCCAGUGCUGGUUCGUGACUGCCCUAUUGAGGUAACUGUCUUUCUAAUCAUAGUGAAGGAGUUGAAACCUAUGUACAGUCAGUCCUCAUUAUUUGCAGACUUUGUCAGUUUGCCUACACGCUAAAAUUUAUUUGUAACCCCCAAACGAAUACAGUGCUUUUGAUGUCAUUCUUGGACAAACAGAGAGUGGCAAAAAAUUUGAGUUAUUCGAGGUACAUGUUCCCGGAUAGGUCACACAGGGCAACACUGUCGCUUACUGUUUCAGCUGUCAGCUGUGUAAUAACUAAGUGUCCUUUUCAUGGUCUAUUGCCAUGUUUUUUCUCAUUUUUGUGCUUUUUGUUGGUCAUUCCGCUAUUUAAAAUCGCUUCCAAGUGUUGUCAUGCAGAAGUGCUGUCUAGUUUUCCUUGGCACAGGAUCCUGUGAUGUUCCUUAAGGAGAAAGUAAUAUCUACAUUAAAUAAACUUCAUUCAGGCAUAAAUUACGAUGCUGUUGGCCGUGAGUUUACCAUUAAUGAAUCAGCAAUAUAUUGUAUUGUUGGGUUGACAGAAGUGUGACAGGAAGCUCACAAGAACGUAACCCUGUAAAUUCUCUAGGAGCAGUGGCUUAGUGUUGACUAAUUCAGUGUUUGUGGUAAUUUUAUAGACUAUAACUACCUCAGAUAAUAAGAAUUACCUUCCGGAACAUGUACAAUCAGGGAAGCAGAGGCAGAAAUGUGUGUGCUGGUUGUAUUAUAGCAAAAAGAGGAAAGGGAAUUUGAGAAAAAUUUUGGCUAUCUUUGGAACAAGUUGACUCUCGCCCUGUGUAUCAUUGGGUACUGAUUCGCAUAUUUUUCUCAUAAUGGGAUGAAGGAAAUCAGCCCUCUUCCCCCAUCUUACUCAAAGAAGUUUGUCACUUUCUGAAAGUAAGAAAUAAAGGAAUGCUGUGACUCCCUUUUCCAGUAGGUGAAUCUCCUUUCAGGAGUAUGCUUUACCUUGUUUACUUGGAUUCCCCUCAAUUUCUAAGUGUACAUUUAACAUCUUUUUUCAAGGGAUAGUUUACGUUAUUUCGUAUUGCUCUCCUGUUUUCAAACAUUUUGAAUUGCUUUGAAAACGUAUGUAAAUUUAUUUGAAAAUACAAGGUCCUUCUUCCCAGAUCUCAAAAUAAUUUCUGGUUGGGUUGAAGGUGGCUGGGAUCUUGGAAAAUACUCAUGAAUAAAGAAAACUGAUAAAUUAUGAACCGAGGUAAAUCAGUCACCGGACCUCAAGCUGAUAAAUAAAUAUUCCUCUCAUUUCUUUCUCCAGGCAGAUUUUUUAGUAAAUAGCAAGUCUUGUUUCCGAAAAUUCCAACUCUGUGGUCUUUGAUCUUAUUUCUCCAGCAGUUUGUUACAGUCAGGAGCACUUCCAGAGCCUAAGGUCAGGGCAGGUGGGUACUGAAUGGGAACAAGAGGACACACACACACACUGUAAAGAUCCCUUGACAACUUCCUGUUGGAUGCUUCUCUCUUCUCUGCUGCUGAGGGACUGGCAGAGCUCUGUCCUGGACCUGCAGGGUUCAGGAAAUCUUUUUUUGUUUUUUCAGAUGGAGACUAUCGUCUAUUUGUCUGUGACACCCUUCCUCCUCUCUGAAAGGGAGUCUUUUUUUUUUUUUUUUCUCCAGGUGGGCCUUAUUUUUGUCUCUAGGCCAGAUUCACUUUUUUAUGGGUGUGUCUCAGCCCAAGAGUUAGGAAAGGAGACUCACUCCUGGGUCAAUUUAUGUUAUACCAUAAUGAUACUAGAGCUCAAACGUAUGUUAGGAGAUGGAACUGGCAUAAUCAAACAACCCAAAAUCAGUUUUCCCUGGAAGCAUUGUGAGAGAAAAGCUGACCAGUCCUAUCUGGGCCAGAUGUCAUAGGUAGGAAGAUGAAGCUUAUUUAAAAGCAAAAUCCUUGAUUGCCACCUUCACACAUAACGCAGGAGAGGUUUCCCAAAACCUCUCAGAGAGCAAGCCUUUCUAAGAUACCCUUAGAAGCACUCAGGAGCUAAAAACCAAACCCUCACAUCUCAAGUGGUACAGUCAGUUCUCCUAGACCAUAGUGGGGAAAUUGUUUCUGGGGAAAGGUGGAAGAAAUUAGAGCCCAAAUAAACCUCAAUAUCUCUAUUUUGCACCUAUGCUUAAUUCAUCCAUGUGUCUUCAUAGGUUCCUCCUCUGAGGAUUCCAGAAAUCAGUUUUUAUUUAUUUAUUCAUUUAAUUUUGAGAAUCACCUUUUAAGUUGCUUCAGUACCAGAUUAAGCUCCAAAAGCAGUAGGAACUCGGAUCCUAGAAACAAAUUAAAGAAUGUUGUCUGUUUUUCCCCUGGGUGAUAAGUGAAGUUACCACACAAUGCAAAAUUUAAGAUUUCAGGUAUGACCUAUUAAUCCAUGCAAGAAUUUAGGUUCCUGUAUUAAGGCUAAAUAUGCAAAUGUGAGAUAAAACAAGACUAGUUACAACAGGCCAUCAUUAUUGACCCUUGCCUCUUUUAUGGGCUCAUUCUACCAGGACACGGAUUAUCUGGAAAUUAUAGAAAUCCAUAGAAAAUUUUCCAUCUGAACUUCACGAAUAUAGUUUAAAGUUGUAAUAACUGAUAUUUUCUAAUUAUUGUUUUUAUUCUAUUUUUAAAUACCGAAUUUUGUGAAAUCAAUAUUUAGCUUUGGGACAUUUGAAUUUGUGUGGUAAUAAAACCAUAGAUAUUUCUGAAAUUUUGGACUUCUGUACUGUGUUUCAACAAGUAAAAUAAGAAUUUAUAUAUAUUCAUAUAUAUUUUUAAUGUAUUCAUAUAUAUGAAUUUUCACCAAUGAACGUUUCAAGCAAAACCUAAAGACUGAAUGAAUUUACAUGUAUUCCUUGCUAAUCAUAUGAAAUACAAAGAUACCAGGUAUCUCUCAUAACCUUUUAAGAAAGUGAAAAACUAGUACUGGGGCAAAGCUAAUGCUAAUUGGGGGAAUCCUUUAUUUUAUUUUAUUGUUUGCCGUGUUUUGUAUUUUCAUGAUAUUGGUCAAAUUAUUUUAUGUUUGUGGAAUUCUUUUAUUGUUUAAGAUGUUUCCAUAUCCACAUAUUUUUUAAAAUUUUAAUUCCAGUAUAAUUAACGUGCAGUGUUAUAUUGGUUUCAGGCAUACAAUAUAGUGAUUCAACAAUUCUGUCCAUUUCUCAGUGCUCAUCACAACAAGUCUACUCUUACUCUAAUUGUGGGAAUCCUUUAGACCUGUAAAACUUGGUAUAAGUAAGUUGGUAUAGGGAUCUUAAUACUAUACGAUUUAUAAUAUCAUGGCUUGGAAAAAACAAAGUUAGGAAGGUUGAAGGAUCAGGAUAGUACUUAGCAAAUUUUUAAAAGAAUCACUGAAUAUAUAAAAGUACAUUGAUUUUACUACUACUAGAAAUUAAAUAAUAGGUGAAGAAUUAGCUUAUUCAGCCAGAGACUAUGCAUAUGAAUCAUAUAAUUAUGUAGUCAGUCAUUAAAAAAUGUACGUAGAUCACAUAAUUGUGAAAUAAGAUUGUUUUGCAGAUUCUGGAGACAGAGCUGUUUUGAGUAUUUUACAUCAUCUCAAAGUACAGUAGACCCUUCUCUGUCCUGGCUGGCAGCAGCCAGCCACAAGAGAAAGCCACCUUGUAAGAGCUUUGAAGUAUAACACUGCUAGAAUGCCAACAAACAAAGCAAACUGGAACCUCAUCAGAUAAGGAUGGACACUGCCACAGAGAGGGAGCAAUUUGGUGAACAAAUUUACUUGAGGAUCAUUAGUGGAAUAUAGUCUAAAAGCAAAAGAAACUCGUAGAAAAUUUUUAACUUUAUUCAGUAAUUGUAUUGCUGUUAUUAAUAUUGCAGUGUUAUUUUUUAUAACUUACUGUUAGGUAAAAUAUAUAAUGUCUGUUAGGUACCUUAGUUUUCUUUGGAUGCUGUAACAAAUUCCUUUAUGCUGCUUAUGCUACCAAGGGGAAGAUAUUAUCGAGUGUACUUGUUGGAAUUUUCUUAAAACAUUUUUAAGUGAAGCACAGUUGGCAUGCAGAUAUUAGUUUCACGAUAUUGUAACAUAGUGGAGAUAGAGCAGAUACAUUUUUUUCAUGUUUUUCUUUUAAGGUGGCUUCAGGGAUUGCCCGUGAGAAAGAAACUGGCCCCACAGAGGAUCCUCUCUCUCCACAGUUCUCCACCCCCACACUCAGAAAGCCUAGCCUUCAUAUCUGUUUCACCUAAGACCUUCUAUUAUCUCAAUUAGGAACAAUACAUAAAAGCAUUUUGAUCCUGAUUGAGUCCCAUCCAUAGGAACCACAAGGCUUGGCUGACACCAUAAGAGAAAGAAAAAGUUACUAGCUGAGAAAUGACAGCAAAAUCCCCAAGAUUCAGCUAAUUUAAGAAAGUGUGUUCAUACAGAGGCCUUGCCUAGUUCUUAGAACAGUAACUUUUUGCUUUACUUUAACUUGAACAUGAGGGAGAUAUUGACAGAACUAUCCCAAAGGAAUAGGUGCAAAGAGAAUCUUGGCCCCUUGUGUUCUACCACUGACUGCCUUCUUGACCGCCCUGUAUUUUGGUAAGUUUUACAGAGUAGCCUUACCUUUAAUUUCCUAGUCCUGUACUGCUGGUUUCUUUUAAUAAAAUGAGAACUUCUGGGUGUUUGUGAACAAAAGCAUUAAUGGAAAGACCUAAAACUAAAAGUGCUCCAAGAAAACAGCCACUCCAAGAAAACAGCCACUGAGUUAUUCUAUCUAAAGCAACAAAAAGAAAUUUCUAUCCCUAAGAGUCUCUGCUAACUCCAGAGAGCCAAGAAUUUCACGAAAAAGAGGCUUCCAGGGAAAGUGCCCAAUUUCUAUCUUUUCCAUUUUGAGAAAAUAUCACAGGUGUGCUGCUUUCUCUUUGUGUCCCUGAUAAGGCAGUUUACAUUUGUUUUGCCUUGGUUGGGAAGGCAGCACUGUAUUUAAUUUAGCUCUAAUUUUUGUCUUCUGGCUAAAUUGUUGCUCUCCAGAGAAACUUAAAAAAAAUGGAUUGUGAAAUAUACCUAACCAUA